AUGGCGAACUCAAGUGUUCCACGAGCAGAAUGGCCCUUCAUUGAAGUUCUUUCAGACGAUCAGACACGCGAUCUAGAAACGAUCAACGUAUACGCUACUGUCGUCGAGCCCCAACAAACGAAAACGGUUCUCGGCUUUGUGAACAAGCAGCUACCCGCUUUACAAAAGCUUGAACACUGUAAACGAGUGCGUCGAACAACAUUGGCUGAUUCAAAAAUCGAGUUGACGCUGUUGUUAUGCGAGGAACAAGCCUUGACGAUGGAGGAUCUUGAGAAGCGUCUUGAUGAGCAUGGAUUCAGCAAUGUGAUUCAUCCCAAAGUGGUUCCAGUACCCAAGCAUGCACCUCUUAAUCGAACCCAAUUUGAAGCGUGGAAGCAAGUGUGGCCGCUUACUUACCGAGAAGACACACGUCAAGAUCCAAAGUUCACAUCCGAUGACAUUAAGGUUAUACAACAACACAUGAGAGAGAUCCUGCAGUCUGACGACGUGAUGAGAGCACGGAUUGUGGACCCUGUAAAGAAGCGGAUCAUUGCAGAGGCACAGGAUACCCGACAAGCAUCCUCUCAUCCUUUGCAUCAUGCGGUCAUGAAUUGUGUGGGUGCUGUGGCGGAUGCCGAGAAAAUAGCUGCAACGGAUUCUUCAUCAUCCAUGGGUCGACCAAAGCGAAAAGCAUCCCAAGUUGCCGAGGAGGAAUCCAACUCGGUUUACCUUUGUACUGGAUACGAUAUAUACCUUACUCAUGAACCCUGUGCCAUGUGUGCUAUGGUUUUAGUACAUUCACGAAUCGGUCGUGUCUUUUAUUGUCGUCCCACAAAGACCGGGUGCCUUGGUACUCUAUACAAAAUUCACUGUUACCCAAGUCUCAACCAUCAUUAUCGCGUCUUCAAACAUGUGCUUUUCGAUGAAACCAUGGAGACCCAGCAGCAGGACCUGCUCGAUGCAUAA
This is a messenger RNA of Lichtheimia ornata, 945 nucleotides long. RefSeq lists its product as uncharacterized. Lineage: Eukaryota; Fungi; Mucoromycota; Mucoromycetes; Mucorales; Lichtheimiaceae. The record is from RefSeq and is a predicted model, not a curated record. Gene Ontology annotation, cellular component: cytoplasm; nucleus. The transcript has 4 exons. Bases 1 to 945 code for a protein of 314 amino acids. Gene Ontology annotation, molecular function: tRNA-specific adenosine-34 deaminase activity.